GCAAUGGCGGCGGCCGCGGUGCGCGGCACGGGAGGGAGAGAGGGCGGACUGCGGGGCGCUCACGGUCCCGCGGUGGCGGAGGCCCCGGCGUCGCCUCAGCCUCGCAGGAAUAAUGUAUUUGUGGCCUUGGACAUGAAGUAAUUGGACCUGUUGCUGUUGAUAUAGGAUCAGGGACUGAUGAGGGAAGCAUGGACCUAAUGAACGGGCAGGCAAGCAGUAUUAAUAUCGCAGCUACCGUUUCCGAGAAAAGUAGCAGCUCUGAGUCGCUAAGUGAGAAGGGCUCUGAAUUGAAGAAAAGCUUUGAUGCAGUGGUAUUUGAUGUUCUUAAGGUUACACCGGAAGAAUACGCGGGUCAGAUAACACUAAUGGAUGUGCCAGUGUUUAAAGCUAUUCAGCCAGAUGAACUCUCAAGUUGUGGAUGGAAUAAAAAAGAAAAAUAUAGUUCUGCACCGAAUGCAGUUGCUUUCACGAGAAGAUUUAAUCAUGUAAGCUUUUGGGUUGUUAGAGAAAUUCUCCACGCUCAGACAUUGAAAAUAAGAGCAGAAGUUCUGAGCCAUUAUAUUAAAACUGCUAAGAAACUGUAUGAGCUUAAUAACCUUCAUGCACUUAUGGCUGUGGUUUCCGGCUUACAGAGUGCGCCGAUUUUCAGGUUGACUAAGACAUGGGCGUUAUUAAGUCGAAAAGACAAAACUACCUUUGAAAAAUUAGAAUAUGUAAUGAGCAAAGAAGAUAACUACAAAAGACUCAGAGACUACAUAAGUAGCUUAAAGAUGACACCUUGCAUUCCUUACCUAGGCAUCUACCUGUCGGACUUGACGUACAUCGACUCGGCGUACCCAUCCACGGGCAGCAUUCUAGAAAAUGAGCAAAGGUCAAAUUUGAUGAAUAACAUUCUUCGAAUAAUUUCUGACCUACAACAGUCCUGUGACUAUGAUAUUCCCAUGUUGCCUCAUGUCCAGAAAUACCUGAAUUCCGUUCAGUAUAUAGAAGAACUACAAAAGUUUGUGGAAGACGAUAAUUACAAGCUCUCAUUAAAGAUAGAACCAGGGACAAGUACGCCACGUUCAGCUGCUUCCAGAGAAGACCUAGUAGGUCCUGAAGUGGGAGCCUCUCCGCAGAGCGGGAGGAAGAGCAGUGCUGCCGAGGGGGCCUUCCUGCCACAGACACCCCCGUCCCCUCGGAACCUGAUUCCACACGGACACAGGAAGUGCCAUAGCUUGGGUUACAAUUUCAUUCAUAAGAUGAACACAGCAGAGUUUAAGAGUGCGACAUUCCCAAACGCAGGUCCACGGCACCUGCUGGAUGAUAGCGUCAUGGAGCCACAUGCACCAUCACGAGGCCAAGCUGAGAGCUCCACGCUUUCCAGUGGAAUUUCCAUAGGGAGUAGUGAUGGCUCUGAACUAAGUGAAGAGACCUCAUGGCCGGCUUUUGAAAGGAACAGAUUAUACCAUUCUCUCGGCCCGGUGACAAGAGUGCCACGAAAUGGCUGUCGAAGCCACACGAAGGCCAGCAGUUCUGCAGAGUCGGAAGACUUGGCGGUGCACUUGUACCCAGGAGCUGUUACUAUUCAAGGUGUCCUCAGGAGAAAAACUUUGUUAAAAGAAGGCAAAAAACCCACAGUAGCGUCUUGGACAAAGUACUGGGCAGCCUUGUGUGGAACACAGCUUUUUUACUAUGCUGCCAAAUCUCUGAAGGCCACAGAAAGAAAACAUUUCAAGUCAACGUCAAAUAAGAAUGUGUCUGUGGUGGGGUGGAUGGUGAUGAUGGCUGACGAUCCAGAGCAUCCAGACCUCUUCCUGCUAACUGACUCCGAGAAAGGAAAUUCAUACAAGUUUCAAGCCGGCAGCAGGAUGAAUGCAAUGCUGUGGUUUAAGCACUUGAGUGCGGCCUGCCAGAGCAACAAACAGCAGGUUCCUACAAACUUGAUGACUUUUGAGUAAAAGCCGGAGAAAGAGGAGGUGUACCGUUGUUCCUGCAUGGAGCAAGGACCUGCUGCGAGCACCAGCCGCACCAUACCGUGCCAGGAAGAGCCCCCAGGCUCCAGCCCAGCCUCUGGAGCUCAGAACCAAAAGCACUAAUUUCAGGGAAUGAAGUGAGAUAUUCCCAGAGAACAAAUUGGAGUUGCAAAACUGCCAUGAACUACGCUUCUAUCUCCGAACUGACCUGUGGAAACCACUGCCUUAACAGAGUGAGAGGACAGCCAACACCAAACAGUGUGUGUGAAUCUUCCGGUGGUGCUGGGCUUGGAAUAAAUUGUAGCUACUUUGCGUUUCUUUUAA
This is a messenger RNA of Chionomys nivalis (European snow vole), 2279 nucleotides long. RefSeq names its product Ral GEF with PH domain and SH3 binding motif 2 (gene Ralgps2). Gene Ontology annotation, biological process: positive regulation of GTPase activity; Ras protein signal transduction. The record is from RefSeq and is a predicted model, not a curated record. Gene Ontology annotation, molecular function: guanyl-nucleotide exchange factor activity. NCBI's taxonomy places the organism in Eukaryota, Metazoa, Chordata, Mammalia, Rodentia, Cricetidae. The coding region runs from base 189 to 1940 and encodes 583 amino acids. Gene Ontology annotation, cellular component: plasma membrane. The transcript is spliced from 20 exons.